Aspergillus bombycis is the source of this 1047-nucleotide messenger RNA. Its product is annotated as TBP-associated factor 8 family protein. Gene Ontology annotation, molecular function: protein heterodimerization activity. Gene Ontology annotation, biological process: transcription initiation at RNA polymerase II promoter. Gene Ontology annotation, cellular component: transcription factor TFIID complex. The transcript is spliced from 2 exons. Bases 1 to 1047 code for a protein of 348 amino acids. NCBI's taxonomy places the organism in Eukaryota, Fungi, Ascomycota, Eurotiomycetes, Eurotiales, Aspergillaceae. The record is from RefSeq and is a predicted model, not a curated record.
AUGCUCGCCGCCGAGCCCAAGGUCAAACGUUCCUCCUCGUCGCUGCCGGAGCAGCUGAAUGCCCCUGAUGGCAAGCGCAUAAAGCGCCCGUAUCACCACCACCAUCGCUUGCAAACGCCCGUAAAUCCUGCGCUUCCGGAGCCCGCCAUUCCCGAUGACGCCUACGUCGACCACCUAAUGAGCCGCUCCAUCGGGCAGACCCUACGAGAAACAGGAUUUGAUCUGGCUGAUCCAGCGGCGCUGGAGAGUUUCCGCAUUGCGACCGAAGAGUAUCUGCUGAAAUUCGCGUCAUAUGUGCGCCAGUCGAUGCUCUCGUCUCGUCGCACCCAACCCGUCCCCCACGAUUUCGAGCAUGCGUUAAAGAAACACCGUGUGCGCGUGGACGAUCUCCUGCCUCAUGUGAAAACUCUACCGAAUGUCGAACCUGUUCCCUCGCUCCUGCCGAGCCCUCCGCCGGAAGAAGAUGAUUGCUUUAAAACUUUACCGUCCCUAGGCCCGCAACUCAGUGGUGAAGACGAUCGUGCGAGAAGCGCAUACAUCCCGAAGCAUUUCCCCGAAUUCCCUAGUAAGCAUACCUACCGACAUACCCCCGUAUUCACGGAGCGCGAACAAGACCCGCGGAAGAUCCGGGAGCGGGCAACGGAGGAUGGUCGACAUGGUGAGGAGGCCUUGCGCAAGCUUGCACGCGCAGCGUUCAAGGAUAACCAGCUGGGUUCGUCGGGUCGGGAUAAGAAGCCGUGGGGUCGGAGGACGGAGACGAUGGAUAGCAUGUUUGAGAAGACGAUUAAAGGUGUCGCGAAGAAGAUGCAGAAGAAUACAACGACUCAGGGUGCUGCCACCCCUAUGGAGAUUGACUCUGGUGCGGUCGACCCGGAUGUGAAGUCUCGGAAUAAGGUGUCGUUGAGCAUAGAACUGCCACCGAUCAUCAACUGCGAGAGAGACUUUUGGCGUCGGACAACGACUGGGAAUCGAAGACCCGAGGAGAGGUCAUCGGGUAAUAAAGAAGCUCCGGACAUCUCACGAGUGGAUAGCUGGGUGAGCACAUGA